UGCGGCUCAGGGAGCACGCAGCACGGCGAUCGGUGGUGCGCUGUGUCCCUCGCACACAGCGAAUCACCGAUCACUGAUCAUCAGAGCACUGAUGAUCAGUGUGCCCUGAUGAUCAGUGUAUCCCCAGCAGUGCCACCUGUUAGUGUCCAUCAGUGCCUUGUGUCAGUGCUCAUCAGUGCUUCGUGCCUGUGCCCAUCAGUGCCACAUCAAUGCCACAUAUCAGUGCCUACCAGUGCACAUCAAUGCCACAUAUCAGUGCCCAUCUGAGCUGCCUUUCAGUGUCACCCAUCAGUGCCAGUCAGUGCCACCUAUCAAUGCCAAUCAGUGCCACCUAUCAGUGC
Molecule: messenger RNA, 341 nt
Organism: Staurois parvus
Lineage: Eukaryota; Metazoa; Chordata; Amphibia; Anura; Ranidae
Source: the annotation of a GenBank genome assembly